Periophthalmus magnuspinnatus is the source of this 2009-nucleotide messenger RNA. RefSeq names its product tetraspanin 12 (gene tspan12). Gene Ontology annotation, cellular component: membrane. The coding region runs from base 589 to 1410 and encodes 273 amino acids. The transcript is spliced from 7 exons. NCBI's taxonomy places the organism in Eukaryota, Metazoa, Chordata, Actinopteri, Gobiiformes, Gobiidae. The record is from RefSeq and is a predicted model, not a curated record.
CUCUACUGUAUCGCCCCCACUAGACUGCCCAGGACUCCAGCAACAACUGCAAGACAUUUUAGGAGGCUUGGAAUUUAAUCUCGCCACAACACGCAUUUGAUGAGGGCUGUUGAUCGUUUGGAUUUUUCACAGGAUAAAAAAUAUGAUUUAGUUUCCACGCCUAUAAGUCUUAACAGCUUGCGAACAACAGGUUGGCUGGAUCCACAGUAUUUUCAAAGUGGUCACGCGCUGUUACGGUUCCUAUGAUGACUGAUUUGGACAUGUCAGCGCCUCUGCCAUACCUCCGCAAACAGUCUCCAUCAUGUCGGCGGGCUAAGGGAAAGUGAGAAAUCACGUGUUCUGGAUGUUUUCAAAAAUUUUUCAAGGACAUAGUACGCGUGCGGCAGAAGCGAUUCAACGCGUGGAUUUACGCACAGCGGAAUUCGGCUUUUACGCACCGGGCAUGAGGCACCAGAACUAUAGCUAAUUAACUACUCUGCAGACAACGUCCUCGGCACUUCGUGUUGUCAAAUGUGGUGUUAUUUGUGUUUCGUGAUCAUGUUGCCAAGGUAAUGAGCCGAGCGGCCGAACACCGGUCGCUGCGCAUAGAUGGCCCGGCAGGACGCGGUGAGGUGCCUGCGCUGCCUGCUGUACGCGCUUAACCUACUCUUCUGGCUCAUGUCAGCUUGUGUCCUGGGAGUGGCUGCCUGGAUCCGAGACUCCCUCAAUACUGUCCUGACCCUCACAGCACACACAAGAUUGGAGGAGGCUACAGUUGUCACAUAUUCAGCUGCAGUGCAUCCAGUUGUCAUUGCGGUCUGCUGUUUCCUGAUUAUCGUGGCCAUGGUUGGAUAUUGCGGCACACACAAAUGUAACCUGCUGCUUCUAUCCUGGUAUUUCUGCAGCCUGUUGGUGAUCUUUUGUGUGGAGCUAGCCUGUGCUGUUUGGACUUAUGAUGAGCCUUUAGUGCAGCGCUCAGACAUGAUCAGUCUCAAGUCCCGGAUGCCAAAUUAUGGUCUCCAGCGUUACCAGUGGCUCACACACACCUGGAACACCUUCCAGACUGAGUAUAAAUGCUGUGGAGUGAUCUACUUCACUGACUGGUUGGAAAUGACAGAGAUGGAGUGGCCUCCCGACUCCUGUUGCUCCAAUCAGUAUCCAGGAUGUGCUCGACAUGCGCAUUACCAUGACCUCAGUGACCUGCAUCAAGAGGGCUGCGGUCCAAAGAUCUACAGUUUCAUUAGGGGCACAAAGCAGCUGCAGGCGUUGCGCUUCUUGGGUGUGUCCAUCGGUGUGGCUCAGAUCCUGGCCAUGGCAUUGACUCUCAUGCUGCUCUGGGCAUUAUAUUAUGGACACAAAUGUCCAGUGCCAAACACAGUGGUGGUCGCACCAAAUGACCCCACCACAGCUUCAGUCGUAGGGAGUGCCUGAUGAAUCCCUAAUGUUGUGAAUAAUUUUCCCAGUUUGUCCCCUUGAUUCUGCGUAAUUGUUACAUGAAGGAAAUCGACUGUUACAGAUGCACACUUGGUUAUAAAAAUCAACUGCAAUUUUUAAAUGGAUUAUGAAGAGUGUUUUUCACUGGAUGAGAACCACUUUGGAAACCAAAAUGUUUCAAUCUACAAUCAUUUAGAUCUCCAGUUAUGAGACUGUAAAAUUGGAAUUUCUGUGAGUCUUGCAUUAGAGUACAUUACAUUGCAACAGUCUGAAAUGGGAACUACCUUUUUCAUUUUGGUGUACGCAAUAUCUCAGGUGCAGCUGCACAUGCAAAUUAUUUUUAUGAGUCAGGCCUGAAUUUUUGGUACAAUAUUUGUGGAUUUUGCAUUAGCAUGUCUUAAUGUAGUUCAUAUAGUUACUGUCACCUUCUUGACUACUAUGUUUAUACAAUAGAAGCCUGUAUGAUAAAAACUACUAUAUUUGCAUUUUGCACAAUCAAUUAGGACUGAUGAUAACAAAUUAUCUAACAACAUGUUACAAUGUUUGUGAUAACAUUUUUAUUGUUGUUUAUUUUUCAAACACUGCACUGGACAAAU